AUGCAAAUGGCGAUGAACCAGGUCAAAGAAUGCUCGGAACACUCCGAGCAGAAGACCGAGCCCUUCUCACAAACCGAAAUUCAGGCCAGGCUGAACCGUUCCCGUUACGAAGAACUGCAGAUGCUAAGCAGCACUGUACCGCUGGAUGACCUCCAUUUACCAGCCAACAGUCACGACAUUCGCAUCUUGCUUCGGCCCUUGGCCAAGAAUCGCUCCUUGAGCCCAGGACAGAACUCGUUGUGGAUGAUGCUACGCACUGAGGCGGCCGGGCCAGAUGAAGCAUCACACAAGGUUUUGGCAGUGAGGCAGACACACAGGAACAUUUGCUUCCCGGUUAUGAUGCAAAAUCAACAACAUCCAGGUCGAGAUCUGUCUUUUGAUCUGUAUUUCGAUCCUCAGAGCGACAACUUGGUUAUCUUAAACCGAUCAGAUACACCGUUCACGUUGCUACGAUUGUCUGACAAACCUGAGAACCUUCGCAGAGUGCAAUUUGACAUCAACCCUGGUUCUAGCAAAACUCUCGCUCCAGGAACCUGGAGGGCUAGCAUGGAUGCUGUUGACCUGGUGGACUUUCGUAUUCUUGAAAGGGCAAUGCCCAGCUCUCACAGUCAUUCAAGCCCGUCGGCUCACCCUCAGUGUUGUACACUAGGCCAUACGCCCGAGGUGACAGGGAAAAGGCAGCUUGAAGACCAAGACGGCAACGAGAACGACGCCCCAGAGAAGAAGCGACGGCCAACGGAUCCUGACGACCAAAAGGGGGAUGAGGAUGGUGUUACCUUGAUUCUCCCCGCUAAAAACAACCUCCUAGCUCUCAACUCAUCCGAGAAGGAUAAGGCAGUAGUCAAGUCUACAGGACAUGCCCUCCUGGAUCUUCAACCAGGAGACACAUUGCAGAUCCCGAUUUCAAAUGGUGAAGCUCUAGUUGAUUAUAGCAUCACGAAAAUGGGGCCAAUCGCUUCUACAAGCGCAGCGACUGUCUUCACGGCCGAGCUUUCUGACCAUACAGACAUCCCCAAUGGCAUUGUCGUGGUCAAGGUCCUGAAGACAAAGCAUUCGACCACCAACGGCAACGAGAGUGCCGCGGCCCAUCAUGUCGUCCGCCAGGCACAUUCCUGGCUGCGGGAAUUCAGGAGCCAAAGCAACCUCAACCACCCAAGCAUUGUGCGGUUGUAUGGCGGCGACGCUAGAUAUCUCUCGUUGUACAUGGAACAUGUAGAUGCCAAAGACUUAACAGUCAGGGGUGUUUGGAGAUCGGAUUCUGAUUGGUUCAUUGGAAGUCAUGAAGAUGCCAAAACCAUUUUGCUAGACAUCACGAAUGCGCUGCACUAUAUGCACGGCAAGGGAAGGAUUCACAACGACAUCAAGCCAGGCAACAUCCUGUACAGUCCUGAGAGGGGAGCUGUGCUCUGCGACAUGGGCCUGUCGAGUCGAGACAAGGACGCGCCCAGCACUGGCGGGACACCAUGGUAUAUCCCACCUGAGUUCCUCGGUCUGAUGCAGCGUGGAGCUCCCAGCGACGUGUGGGCAUUGGGAGUAACGAUGCUCUAUGUUUUGAGGAGAAUGCAGUGGCCGGACGCGCGGGCUCAUAAAGCUCAUCCAAAGCAUUUACACUGGAUGAUCGCAGAAGUGAACGCGCGAACGCCUGCAGUUUCUCGCGGAAUGCCGCCUACUCAUUCGCGGGAAACGCCUGCUAUGAGGAUGCGCAAAUGGCUGAAUGAGGUUACUGUGGUCCGCAAUGGACUUGACAUGACCGAUCCCCUGGAGCGAUUAGUCCACGGGAUGCUGGCACCGAAUCCAAAGGACCGUGUGUCGACGGCCACCAUUCUGAACCAUAUCAAGUCGCUAACGGCGAAAAUAUCGUCCGACGGUUAA
Messenger RNA from Thermochaetoides thermophila DSM 1495, 1872 nucleotides. RefSeq lists its product as uncharacterized. Gene Ontology annotation, biological process: peptidyl-threonine phosphorylation; peptidyl-serine phosphorylation. Bases 1 to 1872 code for a protein of 623 amino acids. The transcript has a single exon. Gene Ontology annotation, molecular function: ATP binding; protein serine/threonine kinase activity. The record is from RefSeq and is a predicted model, not a curated record. NCBI's taxonomy places the organism in Eukaryota, Fungi, Ascomycota, Sordariomycetes, Sordariales, Chaetomiaceae.